Messenger RNA from Seminavis robusta, 1347 nucleotides. NCBI's taxonomy places the organism in Eukaryota, Bacillariophyta, Bacillariophyceae, Naviculales, Naviculaceae. The record is from the annotation of a GenBank genome assembly.
AUGAUGAGAUCGUCCAACAACAACAACAACAACAACAACAACAAGAUGCACAGUGGUAUGCAACUGAGCUACAAAUCAGCUUAUACGAAUAGCAAAGGCAUUGGGAACGGUCUUGGCCAUCGUCGGAAUGGUGGAGUGCGUCGCUGGGUGGUUGUAACGGUGGUAGCCUGGUUGGGUAUUGUCUUUACCACGUAUUACUGCUUUUCCCACGUGGGACAUCGGGGUUUACUACUGCAAUCACAAUCACAAUCACAGCAGCAUUCACAAGCUCUACAAUCACAAUCCACUGCCGAAAAUACUAAAGAUAGUACCAAGAAGAAGAAAGCUGAAGAUAAGGUUAAGGAGGAGAAGACGCGUCCUCCUUCAGUGUGCCAUCAGUUGCAGUUGUCUUCUCUGCAAGUGUUUUGUCAAGCGCAAGGAACCGAACAAGAGGCAUGGGCGCCCUUACUACGAGCCGUCGAACCUCAAUUACGAUUCCAUCAAGCCGCCAUUGAAUGUGCAUUGGCCGUCGAUAUUCCGACGUGUGUCCAUGCUGCCUUACAAUUACAAUCCAAUGCUAAUAAUAAUGCUACCCAAACCAUACCAGUUCCCAAAAAGCCACUUCCCUUUCGCAAUCAACUGGGGACUGUCAUUAUCGACGAAGAAGAUGUCCUGCACGAUUUCACCGAAGACGAUGCUACACGCGCGUGCAGUGGAUUGACCAGUCCCGUCGAUCAAAUCUUUUGUGAAAAACAUUUCAUUCAACUCGAUGAUGAAGAAACGGCCAAACACUAUAUUCACUUGUAUUUGGAUACUGAAUUAGUCGACAACGACAACAACUCAAAACAAAAACAAAAAGCCACAACCACAGCAGCAGUACCCCCGGAAGAAGCCAAAGCUCUGUGCAGUGCCGUUCCAGAAGCGGUCCAAAAACUAUGUCGCAAACAAGUCAUUCAUUUGCCCACACAACACAUUGCAUCCCAUUUUGUCCACCUCUACAACCACAACAGUACCAAAUGGGAUGCCGAAACACUCUGUCAUCACAUUCCAACGACAUCCAAAAGCAAUCCCGACAAUAUUCCCGUUUCGCUCGUACAAUUGUCGUGUGUGCAACAAUUACUGACACUGACAUCCACAACUCAAUCCCCCGCGUUGGCGGCCGAACGCUACAUGAGCUUUUUUCGACCCACAAAAGCCACCAUUACCCGCCCUCAAGUCCAACAGGAUUUAAUGACCUUGUUGGGCAAAACACUCUGCAAAGGCAAUCAACCCUGUGCUGUCUUUCAACGAGGACAACAUCAAAGUGGAUUUAGUCGCGUCGAACUCAACAACAACAACAACAACAACAAUAAUACUGCAAUGGCAUGA